This is a messenger RNA of Penicillium brevicompactum, 699 nucleotides long. RefSeq lists its product as uncharacterized. The record is from RefSeq and is a predicted model, not a curated record. The transcript has a single exon. Lineage: Eukaryota; Fungi; Ascomycota; Eurotiomycetes; Eurotiales; Aspergillaceae. Bases 1 to 699 code for a protein of 232 amino acids.
AUGCGUCCGACCCAACUCAUCACAUUUGCGCUGGCUGCACUGGCUGCAGCCGACUCCAGCACAACCACCGUCAACUACUUCGGACUGGAUUCCAAUGUCAAUUCAUAUGGUGCCGAUCCCGGUGCCUACACCAGCACCGCAGCAAGCGUUGUUGGCAGCGAUAGUACAGCCACCACCUACGAGAUCGAGUGUCUGAAGGGCGCUGAAAAAUGCGCUCUCCCCCACCCGAUCACCAUGAUUCAGGGCCCGGCGACAUACAGCCUGUCAGGUGAAUAUAGCAUCGUGACCAUGGGCGCAACGGGCAUCAUCACCGAUAUCGAAGAAUGUGUUUUCACUCACUCCUCUGAGUCCGUGUCUUGUUCAUGGAGCGUCGCAUUCACCGUCUCCUCGGGCGACCUGACCGUUUCAACUUCCAUGUCCAACUCGAGUACUAGUAUUGCGCCGGAAUUGGUCAGCUGGCGAACUCUCGAUGUUACGGCUGGCGCUGAUGAAGUCACUUCUACUUCUUCGGGGUCUACUACUGAGGCUACGGGAGCGACUACCGGGGCUGCGUCUACUGGUGCCUCGACGGCCGGGGCCACUUCGACCGAGGCUAGUUCGACUGCGGCUAGUUCGACGGGCGCUGCACCUCGCAUGAAAUCUCUGGCCACGGCUGCGCCGAUGGGAGCUGCUGUUGCUGCCAUUGUGGCUAUGUUUUGA